AUGACAAUGACAAUGAGCAAUACUGUUCCAGGCGGCUCUCAAAUUCGUCGGAUGGAUUUCCUGUGGGUCAGGUGGUUUGGCGAUGAGUGCAAUUACCACUACGGGUCGAAGCAGGCACGUCUCCCCUUGGUAGGAUUUGUGCCAUCAACCAUUGAUGGUGCGUUUGGCUUCUUGGACCCAACUCAUGUCAUUCGUGGCUGCCACCUUAUCCCUGCAUAUGCUCAUGGUCGCUCUCAAGAUUUAUUACCUGUGCGAACAAGUGAUGCCCGCUGUCUAAUGCCAGAUGAGGAGGAUGAUUGGACCAAUUUCUACGUCAAUCUGUUUGUCGACCGAGACAUGAUCAUGCGGCACUUUGGAGGAGGCGUUGGUCAUUCAAUCAAUGCACUACCUGAGAAGACAUCACUCCAAGGAACUACAGACGAGAAUAGAGAGGACAGUUCUGACUCCAAGGACGAUGAUCAAGAUAUGAUGACCAGACAGGUUGCUGAACACAUUGCAGAUAUGCCGCUGACGCAUAGUAGGGCUCCUGUGGAGAAUGAGGAGGAAGAAGAUGCAGUGGUACAGCAGGAGGAUGAGGAUGAAGAGGAGGAAAGAGAGGAUGAGGAUGAAGAAGAGGACAAGGACAAGGACAAGGACAAUGGGUACGCAUCUCUGUAA
Cyclocybe aegerita is the source of this 657-nucleotide messenger RNA. The record is from the annotation of a GenBank genome assembly. NCBI's taxonomy places the organism in Eukaryota, Fungi, Basidiomycota, Agaricomycetes, Agaricales, Hemipholiotaceae.